AUGAACAAGAAAUCAUGGCCAGUGGCUCUUCAGGCUUUGCCAUAGCCUGAGGAGCCAGCAGAAGGUGUUGUAGUCAUCCCGUACUCGGGGCAGAGGUACCAGGAGCUCAAGCAGCAAUGCCUGCAGGAGCGAUGCCUCUUCACCGACCCGCUCUUCGACGCUGUCCCCAGCUCACUCGGAUACUGGCAACUCGGACUUGGGUCUGAGAAUAUUAGGGGGCUGGAGUGGAAGAGGCCACAGGAAAUUUGCAGGUCCCCAAAGUUCAUAGAAGAGGAUAUGAGCCGGACUGAUGUCAAGCAGGGCAAGCUGGGCAACUGCUGGUUCCUGGCUGCAGCUGCGUCUCUCACCCUCGACCCACGGCUCAUGCAGAGGGUGGUACCCAAGGGGCAAAGCUUUGCACAGGAGGACUAUGCUGGCAUCUUCCAUUUCCAGUUCUGGCAGUACGGGCAGUGGGUGGAUGUGGUGGUUGACGACCGACUGCCGGUGAAGAACGGAGAACUGGUCUUCGUGCGCUCCUGCCAGAGUGAUGAAUUCUGGAUGCCCCUGCUGGAGAAAGCCUAUGCCAAGCUCAACGGCUCUUACGAGGCCAUGAACGGCGGGUACAUGAACGAGGCCUUUGUGGACUUCACGGGCGGGGUCGGGGAAACCUACCAGCUCAAGAUGCCCAAUCCAGAGCUCUUCAAAGUCAUCCGCACGGCUCUCACGAAGAGGUCUCUGAUGGGGGCACACAUCAAGAUCACCCGGCAAGAGGACAUGGAGGGACACACGCCAGAGGGGCUGGUGAAGGGACACGCCUACUCCAUAACGGGUGUUCGCAAGCUGGAUCACAGGGGCAAGAAGCUAAAGCUGCUGCAGCUGAGGAACCCCUGGGGAAAGGUGGAGUGGAACGGCCGGUGGAGCGAUCACUCCCCACUGUGGGCAGGGCUGGAUCCCAAGCUCCAGAAGAGCCUACAAGUGAGAAAGGAAGAUGGGGAAUUCUGGAUGCAAAUGGACGACUUCCUGAGGUACUUUGACGCCCUGGAGAUCUGCAGCCUGACUCCAGACUUGCUGGAAGAGGAGAAGGGGCUCGGCUGGAAUGUCCGCUCCUUCCAGGGGCGCUGGAGCACUGGCUAUACCGCCGGCGGGUGCAGGAGCUCAGGCCUUCGAGACAGCUUCUGGAUGAACCCCCAGUACCACGUCCGCCUGCUGGAGCCGGAUGAGGCCGACCUGCGGAAGCAGCGCCUGGACCCCAGCUGCACCCUGCUGGUCUCCCUGAUGCAGAAGGACCGGCGCCGGGACAGAAAGAGGGGAAAGGACUUUCUGCCCAUUGGCUUUGAGAUCCUGAAGAUGCCCAAGGAGUACCUGGAGCUGAAGAACGUGUCCCAGAGGAGGGCGUUGCUCCCGUCUCUCCGUGCCAUGUUUUGGACCUCAUACGUGCCCAUGAGGGAUGUCACCGGCCGCUACAGGCUGCCACCGGGGGAUUAUCUCAUCAUCCCCAGCACUGGCUACCCGAUGGAGGAGUCCAGCUUCACCCUGCGCAUCUUCACGGAAAAGGCAAACAAGUUCCUGGAAAUUGAUGAUGAAAUCAGAGCAGACAUGAGACCCCUUCAGAGAAUCCCCAACGAGAAAGAAUUUGAGCAAACCUUCCUGAAGCUUGCAGGACCGGACGAGCAGAUUGACGCUGCCAAACUGCAGGAUAUCCUGAACACGGUCACGGCAAAGCAGAGUCAGCUGAAGACAGAUGGGUUUGGCCUGGAGCUCUGCCAGAAAAUCAUCCAGCACUUUGAUCAUCAGCGCAGCAAGACCGGAAAACUGACACUGCCGGCGUUCAAGCACCUGUGCAGCAAGAUUAAAGAAUGGGAGGCUGUCUUUACCAAGUACGACGUGGAUCGCUCGGGGACAAUGAACAUCCACGAAAUGCAGCUGGCGCUGGAUGCAGCAGGUUUUCACUUGAACCACCAGCUGAGGGAGACCAUCACGAGCAAAUACCGCAACCGAUACCUGAUGAUCGACUUUGACAGCUUCCUGUCCUGCAUGCUGCAGCUGGAAGCCAUCUUCAGGCAGUGCCAAGAGUACGACAAAGCCGGUGCUGGGACGAUCACCAUGACGCAGAAGGAGUGGUUGGAGCUUGCUACCCUCACCUAAACUGGAAGAGGUGACAGAAUCGUCUCCUGGGAGGAUCAGCAACAAAUACCUAACAAGAUGCAAUAAAAAAAAAAAAAAAUCAGUUAAGGAGGAUGCAUUAGGAGAAAUUGAAUAGAUAAUUUUGCACUAAUCAUUUUGCACUAAUUCCUAACAUUCAAGGCCAGAAAGAACCAUUAGAUCAUCUAGUUUGAUUUUCCGUAUCACACAGGCCAGAAUAGUUCAGUGUUAUCCCUGUACUGAGACAAGUAAUUUGUCUGGCUAAAGUCUCUUCCAGAAAGUCAGCCAUGAUCUGAAAUCUUUAAGAAAUGGAGAAUCUGCCACUUUCCUUGGGAGUUAAUUCAUGUUGUUACUCACCCUCCCUGUUAAUCUGCCUUCCUUCUAACUCUGAUUUGUCUGGGUUUAACUUCUCGCCCUUUGUUCUUGUUCUGCCUGUCUGUGCUAGAUUAAAGAGCCCUUUCGCGGCAGAUAUUGUCUCCUCAGGAAGGUACUUAUACACUAAUCAGGUCACCCCUUGAUCUUCUCAAUACACUAAACAGAUCGAGCUCCUUAAAUCUCUCAUUGUAAAGUGUUUUUUCUAGCCCUGGAAUCAUUUUUGUGGCUCUUUGCACUUUUCUCCAAAUAUUCCUCAACUGGUUCAUCUCUUGGGAUGAAGCAGGUUCGAUCCUAGCUCCACAGACUGCUCUGCUAGGGCAUGACCCUGCCCUUUUCAACAUCCAGCUCCCAAGAGUGCAGGGGGGAUCUGAGAAGGGGGUGGGCUGGGGAACAUGUUGCUCAUGUGGCUAUGAGGGGUUACUGACAAACAAUUUCCAAUAUGAUGAACGUUUUUAGAUG
Molecule: messenger RNA, 2955 nt
Organism: Gopherus flavomarginatus (Mexican gopher tortoise)
Lineage: Eukaryota; Metazoa; Chordata; Testudines; Testudinidae
Gene: CAPN12
Product: calpain 12
Exons: 23
Biological process (GO): proteolysis
Cellular component (GO): cytoplasm
Molecular function (GO): calcium-dependent cysteine-type endopeptidase activity; calcium ion binding
Source: RefSeq, a predicted model, not a curated record